Messenger RNA from Durusdinium trenchii, 430 nucleotides. Lineage: Eukaryota; Dinophyceae; Suessiales; Symbiodiniaceae. The record is from the annotation of a GenBank genome assembly.
GCCUCAAAUGGCGAGGUUCAUCAACAAGGAGGCUUCGGUGAUCUCGCCCCGCAAAUGCUUGUUGGAGUUCAAGGAUGAGUUGGAGCCAGAUGCAGAACCUGGACGCCAACUCUCGUGCAUCUCCAACUGGUCAGAGGACAUGCAGCUGGAGUUGGAGGAGGUGAAGAGGCAGUUGAGCGAAGCGACCCAGGCCGCGAAUGAGGCAAAGACUCGCGCCAAAGCGGCUGAAGAAAGGAUGGAGAAAGAGGUGCAGGAGCUGCAGGAGCGUAAGGCCGCUGCACGUCGCUUGCUGGAGGAGACUCAGCGCAAGCGCCGCUUCAAGGAGGCCAAGCAGAAGGCUGAGGGAAGUGAGAGCCCUGCCGUGAAGAGCAAGGCUCCAUGGUUGGCUCAAGUCGCACAACAGAGUCAUGUGCGGCUUUUGCACCAAUAG